Messenger RNA from Armigeres subalbatus, 2079 nucleotides. RefSeq lists its product as uncharacterized. Lineage: Eukaryota; Metazoa; Arthropoda; Insecta; Diptera; Culicidae. Bases 1 to 2079 code for a protein of 692 amino acids. The record is from RefSeq and is a predicted model, not a curated record. Gene Ontology annotation, molecular function: zinc ion binding; nucleic acid binding. The transcript is spliced from 5 exons.
AUGACGACCGACGGUCUUAUCAACCUGUUCCCGGAAAACGAGGUUGCUGUCAAGGGUCAGGCCAAGAUAGUUGUGCUUCUCAGAACUAUGGAUCGAUGGGAAAUCCAGCCGUUUUUGUUCAAGUCGAUGCCGCCCAAUGAGGUUCGUGAGCAAUGGAUGAAAUGGAAAAGGAAUUUCGAUUACAUUGUCGCAGCAUGCGGCGAAAAGGAUAAAACUAAAUUAAAGUAUCUGUUGCUAGCAAGAGCAGGUACGGAUGUUCAAGACGUUUUCCAAACCAUUCCUGAAGCGGAUGUUACAGAGGAUGUUGAGAACGGAAUUGAUCCUUAUCAGGUUGCAUUGGAAAAGCUCAAUGAAUAUUUUGCUCCCAAACAUCAUGAAUCCAUGGAGCGUCAUGUUUUCUGGACAUUAAAACCAGACACUAAUGAAAAUUUAGAAAAAUUCAUGCUAAGAGCUCGCGAACAAGCAUACAAAUGUAACUUUGGUUCGUCUAUUCAAGAAAGUCGGGAUAUCUGUGUGAUUGACAAAAUAAUUUUACUUGCUCCACCUGAUUUACGGGAAAAAUUGCUUCAGAAGGAUUCAUUGAAGUUAGACGAUGUGUUCAAAAUCGUUGCUUCCCACCAAUCGGUUAAAUACCAGGCUAGUCAGAUGAUUGUAGCUGGGCCUUCCGGAAUGUCAAGCACGCCAUUUGAUGUGAACCGUCUACAUGCAAACUCUAGUCGUUUCAAUAAAUUUCAUAAUUCCGAGUGUGGGAGGUGUGGCAAAAAAGGACAUUUUUCAAAUGAUCCGAAAUGCCUUGCAAAAGAUAAGGAAUGUCAUCUUUGCAAACGAGUAGGACAUUAUGCAAAGAAGUGUAAAACCGCCAAUGCAAAGGGUUCCAUACGUCCACCAGGUCAUGUACAACGCGAGGCUCAGCGAUCGUUUCAGCGGUCUACCAACCGUGUUAGAAAUAUUUCGGAAGAGCAGGAAGAUAGUGAACAGACUGAAGAGCCACCCCAGAGUUUCAUUUUCGCUAUUGGGGAUGGUGAUGAAUACAUCUGGAUCAAAAUAGGAGGAAUAAUGAUGCAAAUACUGAUCGAUUCCGGUAGUAAUAAAAACAUAAUUGAUGGUGAAACAUGGAAACGGUUGAAAGCGCAAGGCGUGGUCAUUCAAAAUUCAACUACGAAAGUGGAUCAUCAGUUCCGUGGCUAUGGAAUGGAGGCAAAACCAAUGAAAGUGCUGGGUAUGUUUGAUUCCACGGUCGUGAUAGAGGUUGAUAAUAGUCAGCCGAUUAGUAGUGAGGCUCGCUUCUAUGUAGUUGAUAACGGAAAUCAACCACUUCUUGGAAAAGAAACUGCAAAAGAGUUGAAUGUUUUGCGCCUGGGUCUACCUAAGCAAGAAGCUAGUAUUCGUAAGAAUGGAGAAGUAGAACGUCAAAAUCGUUCACUCUUGAAAAGACUACAAAUUAGUUGUGCUCUAAAGCGAAAUUGGCGUAAGGAUUUGGAUGACUAUUUAAUGAUGUAUUACUCAACUCCGCAUUCAACUACUGGGAAAACUCCUACAGAGCUUCUAACUGGUCGGACUAUUAGAACCAAAAUACCGUCAUUGAAGGAUAUAGAAACAGCUCCAUCAAGUGAAGACUUUCGAGAUCGUGAUUGGAUUCAAAAGUAUCGGUCUGUUGAUCGGGAGAAUGCUAAUCGGCAUGCUAAAGCAUCGAGAAUUGAGUUAGGAGAUACGGUUCUUAUGCAAAAUCUUACUCCUGGGAAUAAGUUAAGUACGACAUACGGACAGGCAGAAUACACAGUUCUUGAUAAAGAAGGAUCUCAUGUGACUAUUCAGAGCGAUGCGACAGGAAAGACUUUCCAGAGGAAUACAGCUCAUUUGAAAAAAAUUGAUCAACCAAUUGAAGGUGAGGUUGGUGAAUGUUCGGGUGUCAUUCCAGCACAACAGAUCCCGCCCACGCUUCAAUCAAUGGUCCAGGGUCAUCCAUCGAUUGACGAUACAACCCAUUCGUUGGAAGUGAACGAUAGCCAGACCAGACCAAAGCGUACCACCCGUAGACCAAUGAAAUUUGAUGACUACGUCGAGGAAUAUAUUGAAUAG